This is a messenger RNA of Pleuronectes platessa (European plaice), 3311 nucleotides long. RefSeq lists its product as uncharacterized. NCBI's taxonomy places the organism in Eukaryota, Metazoa, Chordata, Actinopteri, Pleuronectiformes, Pleuronectidae. The transcript is spliced from 19 exons. Gene Ontology annotation, biological process: negative regulation of complement activation, classical pathway. Bases 119 to 2368 code for a protein of 749 amino acids. The record is from RefSeq and is a predicted model, not a curated record.
GCAAAAGCGUGCACCUCAAAGGAAGCUGCAAAUAAAGGCACACCACUCCAGCCCUCACCACAGUCCACUCGGGUGUUGGUGGUGAUGCAAACCUUUCAUUCUCACCUUUAACAUCGCCAUGAAGAUCUUCUGUCUCAUUUUACUUUGUCAUGGAAGCCUUCAGCUGCAGUGUGAUAAAAAACAGAUCACAGCACAUAUUGGAGGCGAAUUCAUUCUUUUCUGCAAGUACGACACAAAGCAUUUCCUGUACAGCAAAAAGUACUGGUGUCGAGGGGAAUCCAGGAACACCUGUACGAUCUUAGUGCAUUCAGAACAUUUCGGUCAAAUCGCAGGCAGAUCCCUCGUCAUAGAUGGAGGAAGAAGAGGGUUGAUUGUGAAGGUCACAGGUCUGCAGUUUGAUGACACUGGAGCGUACUGGGUUGGGAUUGAUAAAGUAAACAGUGACAUCAUGACUUCAGUUAAUGUGCUCAUCACUGAAGUUCCGCUGUCCAAACCCAGACUGUGGCCUUUGACAUCUCUGGUGGACGGGCCUACGUGCUGGGGGCGGCCGGUGACUGUGCGCUGCGGUUGUGCACAGGGCUCUGGUGUUCGUUACGCCUGGCAUCAGCGCACUCGCUUCAAGGACUCACUCCUCCACCUGUCAUCAGACUUGAAUCUUCACUGCGGCUCGCUGGGAGAGGACAGUGAUUAUUACUGCGUGGCCACUAACGCCCUGAGCAGUCAGGAGAGCGAGGUCCUCUCCGUGCAGGUCCUGAGGCCUGCACACAGCGACUGUGUCUAUGUUUUGAAUCUGCAGGGCCAACCCAGCUAUGACUGUGCAGACAGGAUGUGCACCACCAGUGCCAGCACUCCAGCUCUGACCACCAAUGGGAAGAUCCACACGGAACCAGGAAACCAGCCUUCUCUAAUUAAUCACACUCGUCCUGAUCUCGGUUUGGAAAGGUUCCAGACAUGGGCACCACUCUGGUACACGUUGCUGCGUUGGGGUUAUUUGGCAACCUUACUGAUUGAUAUCGAACCGGAAGUAAGCUGCGUUCUUACAACGUUAGUGGGCGUGGCGGUGGCGGAAACAGGAAGCCACGCCCUUCCUCUUAUUGACGCAUGUCAGACACACAGAGGCUUCAGCUUCCUCCCACAGUCCCACUCGCGACAGCAGAAGCUUCCUGGUUCGUCUCUCCCGCGGCUCUCCUCGUCCCACCGGAAAAUGGGGCUUGUGGAACGUUUCGUCAUGGAUCUCUCAUCCGUCCGUCUCCUGUUCAUUCUUGGUCUUGUUGUUGCCGCCCAAGCUCAAAGCUGCUCCAGACCUGUGGCUGGAGCCAACAUGAGCUUGAAGGACAGUGACAUUCUCUUGGAUGUCUUCGAGAAUGGCGCUGUGGCUUCUUUCACCUGUAGUGCUGGCUACACGUCUGGAGGAGGGUCCCCAUCCAUCACCUGUGUAGACGGCAGCUGGAGUCCCGUGAAGCUGAUAUGCGAGAAAAAGUCCUGUGGCUCUGCUGGAGAAGUUCCUCACGGAAACGUUGAUUACUCUGAAGGGAAUGAAUUUGGCGAUCAAGUUGUGGUCACCUGCGACCCAGGUUACAAUUUGGUUGGUAAACCAGUCCUCCGGUGUGGAGACAAAGGGUGGCAGGGCAGGUUGCCUAUAUGUGAAGCAAUAACUUGUGAUCCGCCACAGCAGAUUGAAAAUGGUGUUUACUCCCCCAAAAAAGAAGACUUCUACGGAAUUUCAGAGGUUAUACAAUACUCUUGCCAAAAGCCGUAUUCACUCAGAGGUGCCAAAUCCUUAACAUGUUCAGAGAAUGGAGCAUUCAAGCCUGCUCCUCCGGAGUGUAUCAUUGUUAAUUGUGAAGAUCCUGUUGUUGAAUUUGGUAAAUUCCUAUCGGGUUCUCGACCCCCCCAUCUACACUUGGCUAGUGUGACGUUCGAGUGCAUUACCGGAUACUACAUGGUGGGAGAGAGGACACAGACAUGUGACAUAAAUGGCAACUGGUCACCCGGACUUCCAACAUGCAAAUUGUCCCCCACAACUAAAGCUACUACCACCACCACCACCACCAAGGCAACCACCACCACAACUUCAGGGAAACAAACGGUGUCCCCCACAACUAAAGCUACUACCACCACCACCACCACCAAGGCAACCACCACCACAACUUCAGGGAAACAAACGGCUGCUACUAAACCAACUGACGCACCUGAUAGUGGAAGUGACAGCUUUACGAAGUAUGGUGUUCCAAUUCUGGCCGUCGCUGGGGCGAUCAUUAUCGCACUCAUCAUCUACUGGAUCAUCAAGCGGAUAUUGGGCUCUCAGCGAAGUAUACCUGACAGUGAGGCUCCAAAACUAGGAGAGGAGAUCCCACUCUCGAAGUAAGCAUUAUCGUCCUGGUGGCUCAGCUGUACGGGAUGUACUGAUGACCUGAAUGGAAGGGGGUCGCCCCUGGACGAGUGUGUGCACCUGCUUAUGGCUUUGAUUUGGACAGACACGUGAUGAAAUCUCUAGAGAUCCUGAGAUCUCUGCAAACUGCGCUCAGUUCUCAGCUACUGCUUGUUGCUCUGGUUAGUCGACAGUAAUGUACAUAUCUGAUGUUCUUUUAACUUGCCUUAUUUAUUCCUGCCCGUUAUGAAGGCCAGUUCAAAAGUUGUUCUUUUGUCUUAAUAUUAAUUGACAUUGUAUUUGGCAGAGAAGCUUUAGCUCCAUAUAGAUUUGAUAUACUUUUGCACUAAAACUCAAGAGCACAGCUCAGGCCACUGUAGAAAAAACUGAAUGUAUGCACUAAUCACCUUUUCAAAAAAUACAACCGCUCUGUUUAAAUAACCUUUUAAGUGUGAUGCUGAAGAACCAAUCGAAUAUAUCGGUCACUUGUUUCAAACAAAGCUUGUAACGGAAGUAGAUAUUGAUGGCACCCCUCGUAGAGGGAGGGGCUCCGAGCCGAUAAACCAGUCCUUUCAGAAAGGUGGGAUCGAGCCUCGUGCCUGUCGAACGUGUGGUGUGUUUUAAAUGCCUUAUCCCAAACAGACCUUUUUCAACUGCUAACUGUUAGCUAAUGAGGCCUAAUCGUGACUCUACUAAAUUAUGAGAUGUCAUAUAUUCGCAAGAGUCUGAACAAAUUCCCCACUCUACUGUGAGGAACAGGAAUGCUUCCAGUGUUACACGUUUUAAUGGUGGCUACAUCGAGAUGUAAAGAAUGUGAUUUGUAAAGGUUUUAGCACCUGCUCAACUUUUUAUUUAUUUAUCAAAAGAGAAAUUAGUAGUUUUGUGUAAAUUUGCCAUAAAAUAUUUUGUAUACAUGGAUGAAAUAAAAGUGUUUACGAUA